AAGGCCUCCUGAAGACGUUACUGACACUCAGAAGGCCUCUGAAGACGUUACUGACACUCAGAAGGCCUCUGAAGACAUUACUGACACUCAGAAGGCCUCUGAAGACAUUACUGACACUCAGAAGCCUCCUGAAGACGUUACUGACACUCAGAAGACGUUACUGACACUCAGAAGGUCUCCUGAAGACGCUACUGACACUCAGAAGCCUCCUGGAGACGUUACUGACACUCAGAAGCCUCCUGAAGACGUUACUGACACUCAGAAGCCUCCUGAAGACGUUACUGACACUCAGAAGCCUCCUGAAGAUGCUACUGACACUCAGAAGCCUCCUGGAGACGUUACUGACACUCAGAAGCCUCCUGAAGACGUUACAGACACUCAGAAGCCUCCUGGAGACGUUACUGACACUCAAAAGCCUCCUGAAGACGUUACUGACACUCAGAAGCCUCCUGGAGACGUUACUGACACUCAGAAGCCUCCUGAAGACGUUACUGACACUCAGAAGGCCUCCUGA
Molecule: messenger RNA, 514 nt
Organism: Procambarus clarkii (red swamp crayfish)
Lineage: Eukaryota; Metazoa; Arthropoda; Malacostraca; Decapoda; Cambaridae
Source: RefSeq, a predicted model, not a curated record